This is a messenger RNA of Penicillium cosmopolitanum, 1431 nucleotides long. RefSeq names its product Major facilitator superfamily domain general substrate transporter. Gene Ontology annotation, molecular function: transmembrane transporter activity. Gene Ontology annotation, cellular component: membrane. Gene Ontology annotation, biological process: transmembrane transport. The transcript is spliced from 2 exons. Lineage: Eukaryota; Fungi; Ascomycota; Eurotiomycetes; Eurotiales; Aspergillaceae. The record is from RefSeq and is a predicted model, not a curated record. The coding region runs from base 1 to 1431 and encodes 476 amino acids.
AUGGCAACCAAUGAUUCAAGUUCGACGAAGGUUAAGGAAGCUGAAUCCUCGAGUGUUGAUCAUGUUGAGUUCCAACAUGACCCGGAAAAUGAAGCAAACCUUGACAAAAAACUGGUUCGCCGCAUCGAUUACCACCUCCUUCCCUGGCUUUGUCUUCUCUACGCGUUGUCAUUGAUUGAUCGCACCAAUAUCUCCUCUGCGAAGAUAGCGGGGAUGUCUGAGGAUUUGAAUCUCAUCGGUAAUCGAUACUCUGUCGCUCUCGUCGUUUUUUUCGCUCCAUAUCUUCUCAGUGAAUUGCCCAGCAACCUCAUCAUUCGUCGUGUCGGUACAAGGUACUAUCUCUCCUUCCUCAUUGUCUCGUGGGGAACCAUAUCCAUGUGCCAUGGAUUUGUGACCCGAUAUUCACAACUAAUUGGAGUGAGACUUCUUCUGGGGCUUUUUGAGGGGGGCUUUAAUCCCGGCUGCAUAUAUCUGAUUUCUUCUUGGUAUAAACGAUAUGAAACGCAGCAACGCCUGUCCUUAUGGUAUAUGUCUGGCUCGAUAAUUUCGGGGUUCAAUGGGAUAAUAUCUUACGGAUUGAGCACGCUAGAUGGGCUCGGGGGACGACGAGGCUGGAAUUGGAUAUUCAUCAUUCCCGGUGCUAUUACGGUCUUCCUUGCAAUUCCGCUCUUAUUAUUCCUGACAGACUUUCCCGAAAGUUCAUCAUGGUUGAGUGCCAGUGAUCUCCAGCGGGUCCAGGAAAGGCUUCGAGAGGACCGCGGUGAACGGCUCGAUGAUAAGAUUAGCUUUCGGAAAGUUUUGAAAGAUCUUCGAGAUUGGCGGGUAUGGGUAUUGGCAAGUCUACUUUUCUUUCCUACGGCUGGGUCCUACACAAUGGCCUUUUUUACCCCGUCUAUUCUCUCUGGACUUGGGUAUGACACAGCUUUGAGUCAAAUCCUUGUCACCCCGCCAUAUCUAUUGGCUGCAAUAUUCGCCAUCGUAACUGGAAUCAUCUCUGACCGUGUGCGUACGCGCAGCCCUUUCAUCAUCGGCUUCUCGAUUGUUACUCUUGCGGGGGUUAUAAUGAUAGGCUGGGGUAAAAAUACUGCUUGCAAAAUGGCUGGAAUAUUUCUUGCCGUUGUGGGGAAUAAUUGUGCCAUUCCUACUGUCUUAGCCUUUUUGUCUAACAACAUUGUUGGAUCCAGCAAGAGGCAGAUUGCGGUUCCUCUCCAGACAAGCUUCGGUGCCCUGGGAGGAAUAUUUGGAUCAUUGGUUUUUCGAGAACAGGAUUAUCCCGCUUAUCGGCCUGGGAUAUAUGCCUCUAUCGCUUGCAUUGUCAUGUGUAUUAUGAUCACUCUUGGUAUUACCUUUUAUUUCCAUCGUGAGAAUGAAGCGGCUGAUAAGAGGGGCAAAAUUCUCGAGGGGCUUGAAGGGUAUCGCUACACUCUUUGA